Molecule: messenger RNA, 990 nt
Organism: Selaginella moellendorffii
Lineage: Eukaryota; Viridiplantae; Streptophyta; Lycopodiopsida; Selaginellales; Selaginellaceae
Product: pentatricopeptide repeat-containing protein At4g02750-like
Exons: 3
Coding region: 1-990 (329 amino acids)
Molecular function (GO): protein binding
Source: RefSeq, a predicted model, not a curated record
AUGAUCCAGGCUUUCGGUCAGGCCGGGAUUCCCAACAGAGCAAAGAAAGUUUUUGAGAGUCGCUGUCCAGAACGAGAUAUGAUCACUUGGACAGCUUUUCUUUCGGCACUUGCGGCAAAUGGGAUGGUGCAAGAUGUGAAGGAUGCGCUCGAAGAUGCCAGAGAAGAAUUGCGUUUCUUGGGACGCUCAACAGAUAGGUGGCUUUUCCUUCGGCGUAUAGGAUGCCUCAACACAGUUGUCACGGCUUCCAACUUCUUGAUCGAAGCGCUCGCUCAAAACGAUUCCAAAGUAACUUUUCUGGCGCUGUCUCACACGUGGGCUGGAGAAAUGAAGGCCGCGGCUACGUUACUAGAAAGGAUGCCACAGACCACAGUCAACAUGGAGAUAAGAGGGGGCCUGGGAUAUUCCAGGAAUGGUGAUGCCGUGCGUGCCGUCCAAGUGUUCUUCCGGGAGAUGACGCAGCGUAACAUCGUGUCGUGGAACUCGAUUCUCCAAGCGCUGUUGCACGACGUCAUCUCCUGGACGUCGCUGGUGGCCAAGUUCGCUUCGAAGCCCGAGUUCCAAGACGAGGUGAGGAACUUAUUCCAGAGAACGCCUGAAAGAGAUAUUGCAGCGUGCAGUGCAUUGAUCGCCGCCUAUGCUCACAGCGGUCAAGCGAGAGCGUCGCUGGAGCUCUUCCGGCUCAUGGACUUGGAAGGACGCCGCGACUUUUGUGAGCGCCAUGGAGGAGCGAGACGUCGUCUCCUGGAACGCAUUGGUGGCGGCCACUCUCACCACGGCCACGGCAACAAAGUCUUCCUCGAGCUUCUCCCCGAGAUGGUGCUACAGAUAGUGCAUCCAGACAGCGUGACGCUCACCAGCUGCGCUUACAGUCACGUAGGCCUGCUCGACGGCGGCUUGGAGUUCCUCGGCCGGAUCCCUGAGGACUUUAGCAUGCAAGCGACGCUGGACAAGGGCGAUUGGAAGAUGCCGAGGAGCUGGUUGAGGUGA